AUGUUCGGCAACACAGAAGCCCGUCUUAGGGAUCAUAUACAUAAUAUCUUGUCGAAUUACUCGCGCAUGCACCUAUCAACCAACUAUAUUACAUGGACGGACGAUGCGGUUGAAGAACUGCUCACAGGAAGCCUCAUCCUUGUAUCCAGCAUUGACUUUACCGAUCCAUUACUGCCAACCGAUCCUUUUGACUCGCUAAUGCGCAGUUGGGACGUAGCUUCCAUUCCCUACCUUAACGAAGCGUGGUCGACUGAAGAAGGAGCAGUGCAGCAUUUGAGGGAGAUUGUGAAGAGUCUGAAACCAAAGCUUUCAGAGCGUCCCUCCGUGACGUGCUGGAAGGAUGAAACAGAUGUGGGAUUUGAAAGCUGGUGUUUACGUCGACCAGUAUCACCCAUUCUCACUACGUGUGCAAUCCGCCGAACACCUGUACUUGGAGGACAGACUUACGUGAAAAAAUUACCCGGAUGUACGCGCGACAUCCUCAAGAUUCAUGAGCUUCAGUCUGCGCCAGAGGAAGUCGAGGCUCAAGAUUUUACGACAAAUCUUCACGAAGCGAUGGACUUGAAGCUGCCAAUAGACGCAUCGAUGCACACACAAGUUUCAAGACUCAGCCAAUCUGUGAUCGCUCUCUAUCGACCAGUGGCAACUCCAUGCCCUGAGGCUCGAUAUCAUGAAUUUUUGCGAGCGGACUCACCUCUAGCAGAACUUGUACGGUUGGAUUCGCCACCCUUGUUUCCUAAGGAUAGACACCCAGGCCGACAGUCAUCUUCUGAUGUAGUCUUGCGUGAAUGCGUUUCCACUCUUUCUUCCCUCUCGGAUUUGCCAUCACUUAUACCCGAAGUGGAUUUGAGAGAGGAAGACGAAGAGGAAGAGCUGUAUAGGGAGCAUAUGAUUGUAGUGGAUGGGUGGCAUGCGUUUACGUGUCCGUCUUCUCCACCCUCCGACAAGACACCCUCCCUGGGCAAUAGCUCUAGUGAAGUUGAUGAGCUGUUUUUACCAUCGCCUCCAGACAACCAUAAACCUCUUGUACAAGCUCUCAUGUCCGCGAAAAUGAAUGAUUACGAACUGCCCAGAUCUGUAAUGCCGCACCACGCGUACCCAACGCCGAGGGCAUUGGGGGAAGGACAAAGUUUCCAUUCCUUCUUAUCUCCUCUUCUGGCUGGUGUGCAGCAGGCUGAAGUUAACACUGCGACCUCUCCGAAGACCCACCCCUCUUCACCCGUAACGCUGAUCGGUGAAUCCAUAUCAGGACAGCCUCCGUCGGAUGUCGGUGGCGCUGGAGUUAUUCCCAGCGCUAGUAGCUAUGUGCUCGAUGCUACUAGCUCGGAUUGGGACCUCGAUACGAUCAUGGAAAAGGUUUGUGGAAAGCUGUUAGGCGAUGAAGAAUUUGAAGACUUCAUAUUACGAGAGAAGCUAGAUGAACGAUAUUGUUUGUUAAUGGAUUCGGAGUCGCUAGAUGGAAAUACAUUGGUCAAAAAAGGUUACUUCAGGAAAGUCAAGGGAUUGCAACUGUUAAAUCUGGAACUAUCUUGGAGGCCUUUCAAAUAUGGCCCCACAAUACCGACCGACGAGGAAUUAGUUGGCCUUGGAGAAAGUCUUCCCAGUGUACUUGCCCAAGACCUCUGCAUCAAUGAUGCAGUCUUCGCUUCGAAAACAUCGGACUUGCUUAAGGGGAUUGAACAUUCCCAUGUAGAUGCGAAGGGAAUGUCACUGGAACCCUCUUUACGCCACCAUUGUUAUGACUUCUUGCCGCCGAUUGACUUCCCGAAAUCGGCGUUCAACGACGACGGACAAGAUAUGGUAUGGACCAGAGAAGAUCGCAGAAGGAUGCUUGGAUUUUCAACAUACGACGAAGAGGUCAUUUGUUCUGGUGACGAAGGAAAUGAAGAGUUGGACGGAUGCCAAAGUGAUACCUUCAUUCUAUCCACAGGUCGCUCAUUCAAACGCGCUAGACAUGGGAUUACCGAGAAUAACGACAUCGACCGAGGGGUUGAGCUCUCCUCGACCGAAGACUCAGGUGUAUAUAUGAACUCGCCGCAGAUGGACCUGCAAAGACGUACAAGUAACUUUACACAGCUUGCCUUCGGUUCUGAAGGGUUUGAAGGGCCCAACGAAGACGGCGACUUGUUCUACGAUAUUGAUCCUAUGCAUCAGCUAGAUUUCAUGUCCAAUUCCCCUGACAGGUGGUCUCAUCAUCGAACUAUGCAAGCUGAUAAUCUACCUCACCACGAUGAUUUUCGAGAUGGCUGCGAAUGUUUGCCUUGGACUGACAGAAACCCGGAUGAUACUGAUGCUGUUUUGGCGUAUCCUGUCUAUUCAAGUUUGCUUCAGGGUGGUAGUGGACAACCCGAAGUUAUCAUGGCUCAAUCAAUGUUACUUCGCGAAUCUCCUGUGGACUCUGAGUCUUCCAAAGGUGAUGCCUCUGCAAAUGGACCUGCAUCGCAGGAUAUGCCUCUUUCUCAAAGGACUUCAGUUGUCACUUCUGGUAGACAAGCUCCUUCAGGUCAAAAAGCUGCUCAGUUACUGGACGACUUCCUAAGGCUUGUGGGUCAAAAGAGCUCCUCUGCUAGCACGUCAUUGACUUAUCAAACGACUCCGCCGUCUCCACAUUGUAUAUUUCCAGCUCUGGUGAAUGUAGAACAAGCUGCACCUGUUUUACCUUCAUUUGUACCUCUGGAACUUCCAGAUGAGCUACGAGACGCUAAUACUCUACAAAUUCUGGAUCUCGUUGCUUCUCCACAUCGUGUGCAUCGCUAUAUGGCCUCGCUCGAUGUGAUUCAAAAGCGGAUUCUUGUGCGAUUUUUGUCUUCUGAGACCUGCUCUGUGGAUCUUAUUGAACGCGACUACCUUGGUGGCGUGCACCUUAUUCUGGACGCUGAUGUAGCUGUACUAUUCGUGCCUCUGGCUUCAUUCCCGUCACAGCCUGAUCAUUUGACCACCACUCUAUGUCAAGCCUCGAGGCAAUUUACAUAUGUCCUAGUCAUCUUCGAAGCUUAUCCAGAAUCACUAUCGUAUAAAAUUGAUGCAGGUCCUCCUAGACCUCAGCCAUAUCCGUUUUCUCCCGCCGUCAUAAAGGCAGUCAAGAAGCUGCGACGCGAUUUGGGGAUUGCCGAAGCUUUUCAGACGAAGGAUGCGGCCGCCGUGAUCCAGUUUGCAUUUGCGACUUCUGUACAAGAAGCGGCCUUGUUGACUCGAUAUUUUGGGGACCUUGCGGAAGCUAGAGACAAUUCUGGAGGUAUUCUCUGGGGAAAGCGUCAAUGGCUCGGCAUUGACGAACAAGAGGGUGAAUGUGACCUUGCCGCUGUGGACGGUAUGAAUCACUUUACCGCUUCCGUUGUGCUCUCCCAAAUGAGCUUAGACGACUUUUUGGACGAAACGCCUGAAGAACGGACGCAAAAUUUUGCUGUUUUGAUUGGUCCAAAUAGGAUAAUGCGGUUCAAUAAAGAGCUUGCAAGACGUGCCAAGGCGGCGCGAAUUUAA
This is a messenger RNA of Fibroporia radiculosa, 3480 nucleotides long. RefSeq lists its product as uncharacterized. The transcript has 11 exons. The record is from RefSeq and is a predicted model, not a curated record. NCBI's taxonomy places the organism in Eukaryota, Fungi, Basidiomycota, Agaricomycetes, Polyporales, Fibroporiaceae. Bases 1 to 3480 code for a protein of 1159 amino acids.